GGCGUGCAUCUUUGCGUUCGUCGAAGUAUAAAGCAUCGUGGUGGUAGAUUUAACAGUCAUUCAGAGGCAAACAGUGCGACAGUGAAGUGGUUAGACUUAUAUUACAUCAUCUGAAGUGAUACGAGUACAUUAGAGAUAGCACAAUCAAAAAAAUGCGGUGGUUUACAUUCAGCUGCAUAUUAUUAUCAUUACUAUUAAGUAGUACAUUGGCUGAUUGGUCAUGGGGUGAAAAAUCUGAUGAUCAAACUAAAGAAUUGGAUACACAAAAAUCUACAGAGUUGCUGCAAGGAGAAAAAUUACCAGAAGCUCAAGAAAAAAAAUUUGAGUCUAACAGCACUGUACUUGAUGACAUUGUCGAUGAACUAGUCAGCAGCAAACAAGGCAGGAGUUUAGGUGGCUUCGAUGGUGUCGACGAUGUAUACAGCGAUCCCACGAUCAAGGAAGCCUUGGACGCAGGUGAUGAUGCUGAAGCUAGAAACCUUAUCAAAGGACGUCUCUGUACAUUAGGACUUAUUGAAUGUGACGAAGAACCACAAGAAAAGCGCACUUAUUUGUCACCCGAUGAGCUAAUUUAUGCCCAACCUGUUGAUAUAAAACCAGUUGGUAAACCAAUUGCAUCGAUUCCUGUACGUGGACCUCCUAGAGCUUAUGGACCUCCAAAACCGAUGCCAUAUCCACCUCGCCCACAAAAGAUCCCACCAAAGCGUGUAGGAUAUGGAAGUAAUUAUGCAAACAACUACCGACCAGGUUUUUCAGAAAAAUACGGCGUCGCUAGCAACAACUUCCAAUUUUCACAAAGUAGCGGAUUAUAUGGCGGCCACGAAUCUAACUACGUGACUAAACCUCCAAGUUUUCCUAACGAAUCUCCAUAUACCUUUGAAAAUUCUAAACCAAUUUACAACAAAGGCCCCAUUACACAGUCGUCUAGUAAAACGGAAACUGUUGUACAGCAACACGUUCAUCAUCAUUACGUUCAUGGUGAUAGUGACAAAGAUCCAAAAGUAAUUAUUAAGCCGGUGGCAAUACCAGUAGGAUCUGUUGGACAGUUGGAGUCAAUCGGAAGCUUAACAUCGCAAUCACAUGUACAGCAGUCGACAGAUAUAAUAACAGGCGGUGGGAACGAUUUUAGUGGAAUACAUUCAGGUGGCUUUAAACCAAUGGCAGGAGGUUACUUAGAAAAUAAACCAGGAUAUGAAACUGAUACAAUCUACGGUUCCCAAUAUAGUCACAAUAGUUUCAACAAAGGCAGCUCGAAUAUUUUAACACAAUCAUUGCCAAAUCCCUAUCCUAGUAAUACAUUCGAAGACCAAAAGUACGGUAAUUCGUUAGGCGCUUACGCUACUCAAAACAAUGAAUUCUAUAAAAAAGAGCUACAUGUAGGAUCCACAGACAAUUUAUACAACCGAGGACCCGCAACCUUUGGUCAAAACAAUUUAUAUCAAGAAAAUUAUCAUGAAGCUAAAGCCCAAGGAUUUGAAUGUGUUUGUGUAAACUAUGAUCAAUGUCCUAGUCAAGAAGUUAUUGGUCGUAGAGAUGAUUUGUAUCUACCUAUUGACCCACGUAACAAAGGUAGUGACAUCACGGCUUUAACUGAAGAACAACUAGACAAUCUCACAAAGACAGAUGCCUCAGAAAGCGCACGCGAAAGUAAAAUAAAUGCUACAGAGACUGAUACUAAAAAAAUAAGCAAACGAGAAACCAAGGAAGAUAGCUCUACCGAACCUUCAAAGGAAAUACAAGCGCGCCUCAUUGGAUUGGCCGGGUAUGGCGGCAAUGGCGGCAAUAACAACAAACAAGUGCAGCCCACGUUUGGUGUCUCUUUUGGGUUGCCCCAGCCAUCACAUGGUGGAUAUCCCAUCAAUCCUUUUAAUUCUAAUCCUCUCUAUAACCCUUACGGUCCAGCUCUCAAUAGUGGUGGCCUUAAUUUGGGUCUAAUUUCUGUAAAUCCAUUACUAUCAGUUCAAGUUUCAAAAAAUGAUUACGGCGAAAAAGUAGUAAAACCUUUUGUGAACUUACAUGUGACACCUAACGAACACGUAGUCGACAAAUUUAAGCACCUGUUUCACGAAAAGAAACUAUAUUUACUUAACAAACAUGAGCAUUAUCAUCACUUUACAAAUCCUCACCAUUUUGAUCACUACCAUAAACCAAUACCUCCACAAUAUGCACCUGCACCUCACUUUCCUCAAUAUCACGGUCCACCAGUAUACUCUCCGCAUUACCCACACUAUAAACCCGCUUACACAAAAAUUCACCCGUACAACAUUCACCACGAACCACACCACCACCCUAAUGAUGAUUACUACGAUGACGAUGAUAAUGUUGGACAUUACGAUGAUAAUAUAGAUUACCUCAACCAUAACCAAGGUUUUGAAAGAUCGUCAAAAACUAACGCAACAGACAGACAAAGUAAUUAUGCCAAUCGAUAUACAUAUUCCCGUUCCCUGACCCUCCCACCAAAUGAUGGGGCAAGCCGUGGAGGCCAAACCAUCCGUUUUCCUGAGAAUAGAAAGAAGAGAGAAAUCAGUAUAGAAAAACCUAGCAAAAAUAUAGAAGAGCGUCAAGGAUACUUUGGACAACAGUCUAUUCAACAGUGUCGGCCAAAUCAAGUCUGCUGUAGACGACCGCUUCGACCUCAAGCAGGAAACCGAGGCCAAUGUGGCAUAAGACAUUCCCAAGGAAUUAACGGCAGAAUAAAAACACCAUCAUAUGUCGACGGCGAAAGUGAAUUCGGAGAAUAUCCAUGGCAGGCGGCUAUAUUGAAAAAGGACCCGAAAGAGUCUGUUUAUGUCUGCGGAGGAACACUAAUUGACGGACUUCAUAUAAUGACUGCUGCUCAUUGUAUCAAAUCAUACAAAGGAUUCGAACUAAGAGUACGUCUUGGUGAAUGGGAUGUCAAUCGUGAUGUAGAAUUCUAUCCGUACAUCGAAAGAGAUGUGGUAUCAGUACAUGUUCAUCCACUGUACUACGCCGGUACUCUGGAUAAUGACCUUGCUAUUCUGAAGUUGGACCAUCCUGUCGAAUGGACGAAAUACCCACACAUCAGUCCUGCCUGCCUGCCUGAUAAAUACACCGACUACUCCGGGCAACGAUGCUGGACAACUGGUUGGGGCAAGGAUGCUUUCGGUGACUACGGCAAAUAUCAAAAUACACUGAAAGAAGUUGAUGUCCCAAUAUUGUCUCACGGUCAAUGCCAACAGCAGUUAAGGCAAACAAGAUUGGGCUACAACUAUGAAUUAAAUCAAGGGUUCCUUUGCGCUGGUGGUGAAGAAGGUAAAGAUGCCUGCAAAGGGGACGGAGGAGGCCCACUAGUGUGCGAGCGUGGUGGUACCUGGCAGCUUGUGGGUGUGGUUUCCUGGGGUAUUGGCUGUGGACAAGUUGGAGUACCCGGCGUCUACGUCAAAGUAGCCCACUACCUGGACUGGAUCUCACAGAUUACAGGCAAAUUUGCACCGUACUAAAAUACAUAUAAUUUUUUUUAUGAAUGUCACAAUUAUGACUGAAUUUUAUACAUAUAUUUAUUACUAGGUGUUAGACCUAUUUAUUAUUUGUAAUUUAUUAUAACUUUGGAUGGUAAUAUCCAGAGAUUACGAGUAAUUGCAUGUGCAGAUAUAAUAAAAUAUAAAGUAAAUUUUUAAA
Molecule: messenger RNA, 3639 nt
Organism: Galleria mellonella (greater wax moth)
Lineage: Eukaryota; Metazoa; Arthropoda; Insecta; Lepidoptera; Pyralidae
Exons: 6
Coding region: 153-3461 (1102 amino acids)
Biological process (GO): proteolysis
Molecular function (GO): serine-type endopeptidase activity
Source: RefSeq, a predicted model, not a curated record